Rotaria socialis is the source of this 561-nucleotide messenger RNA. The record is from the annotation of a GenBank genome assembly. Lineage: Eukaryota; Metazoa; Rotifera; Eurotatoria; Philodinida; Philodinidae.
AUGACUUUAAGUGAAUUAGAAGAAGAAGCUCGUAAACGUAAAGAACGUCUUGCACAAUGGAAACUUAAGAAACAAAAUCAAACAACUAAACGAAAAGAAUAUGAAGAGGAUGAAAAUGACAAUGAAACGGAAAUAAAUAAUAAAGAAAAAGAUCUACAAGAAACAACUGUUGAAUUUCCCAAACCAAUAUUUCGUAAUUAUAAGCCGAAUGAUUCAGCACAAUUAUCAGGUGCUAUUAUUUUACCUAAACCGAAGUUAAUUGAUAUUAAAUCAAUGAUUGAAGAUCAACUAAAAAAUAAAUCAAGUGGAAAUGAUAAUUCUGUUAGUGGAGUCAUAGAAGAUGUCGAUUUAUUAUCAUUAGCACCACGAAAACCUGAUUGGGAUUUAAAACGUGAUGUAGAAAAAAAAUUAAAACGUUUAGAAAAACGAACAACACGAGCCAUCGCAGAGUUAACCCGUGAACGUUUAUUAGCAGAACAAAAACAAUCUCAAACAUCUUUAGCUGAAGUUGUAGCAACAACUUCAAAAUUAAACGAAGCAGCACAAGAUGAUGAUGAGUAA